AAUGGAUGCUUCCAAUAUACAAGUUUAUGUCAAAACUUUUUUGACAACAAACCCGGUAAUAUGAAUGAAGUUCUUUUCUUUGCUGACCUUUUACGAUUCUUAAAUAAUUUGUUUUCGUAUAGGAUUUCGCCAGGUAAUCAAAUAUGACUUUUAAAGUGAAUAGAUCACGAUAACUUCAAUAUAAUCAGGCGGUGUUGCGUUAAGUAGCAUAUACCGUCUUUUCAAACUUGUGUACAAAUGCUAUGAAUUAUUAACUUUCAUUUUGAGGGAUUGAUUGACUCUGUUGGUUUGGUGUUGACUUGUUAGACAUUUUUAAAGUAAUGUUUGCCCGAAGAAUAGCAACGACUAGUGAAUUGAGAUCAAAGUUAGUGUUGAUUAUUGCUGGAGUGCCCACUGGCUUUAAUACAUGAAACAAACAAUAACUAAGUAGUAUGUAAAUAAGGAAUGCUAGAUAAGAAGAGGGUGUUCAGAUUGGAUAUCAAUAUUUACGUGUUAAAUUACUUAUUGAUUUGAAUGACCGACAUAUGUCUGUUACUAACAAGGAUAGAUUAACCUUCUGGGAUUUUAUGGAGAAUUUUUGAUAGUUAAAAGGUGAGAGAGAUAGACCGAAGUCACCUACAGGAACUGACAAUUGAUUUUAAAAGCUUCGUGUGCUUUGAUAAAAAUAUUCUACUAAUAUUCAAAUCUUGUCACAGUUCAAGUCAGAAGAAUGAUAUCAGAAAAUGUGCCAAAUACACAGGGAAAGUUUAAUUUUGAAUCGAAGGUGCGCGACAGAAGACUUUCGGAUAUACGCCGAGGGCAACAAUAUUUGCGCCGCAUUGACAAUUUAGCAGAGACGCAAUGGAAGUCAAACGAACCCAGGUUUGGACAUAUCCGACGUGCAAACUAUGUUACGAUAAGACCUAUUACAGAUUCCUUGCAUUCCAAAACUCAGAACGAGAGAUUAAUGAAAGACAGCUUAAAAGAUGAGCUUUAUACAUCUACACCUAAUCAACGGGCUCAGUCAGAGCGAGUGCCAUCCAUACGAGAUGCCUCAAUGCAGAGCAAUUUUGAAGACAGUCAAUUUUUUCGCUCAAGUCCAAGAUCCAAAUUAAGUCUCCCUGAUUAUAUGGUUUCGCCUGGAGGUAGACAAAAAUUCUUGGAGCCUAUACACAGAAAUCCCUAUAAUAAAUACGGGUCAAGUUAUAGUCCAUUGGACGAGAAAACGGAAUUGACACCAAAGGAUAUGGAACCUAGAUAUGAACCAAUUCGAUUUCGUGAGACCAAUGCUAGAGUCGUGAAACCUCUGCCAAAGAAAUAUGUUCCAAUGAGUCGGGUCGGAAAUGAGGAAAAGGAUCGGCCUUUGAGAUAUGACACAAAUUUUAGAUCUACUAGAAACGGUGUUCUAAGCGUAAUUCAUCCGCCAGAGAUUUUUCCAGAUUCAGCAAGAAAACACACCUUAGAUUCCAUAUCUCCUCAAAAAGAGGUGAACAACGAGAAAACGUUCAUUCUCAUGCGUCGCCUGGAUCAUUUUCUUAAUCCAAACAAGAAAGAAAAGUCUAGUUUAGGAUCUAGCGAGGAGGAUCUGCCGCCAUCUAGAUCACCCUGUGUCUCUGACAUUUCUGAUGACGUCCCUUCAGAAUACCAGAGAAUUACAAGCAAAGCUAGAGGAACCCAAAAAUCAGUGUCGUUUCCAAGUAACAUGUCAACAGAAAAACCCGUAUAUCCUAUGUACCACAAAAAUUUACACAAUGCCAGGGUCAAGAAGAAAAUUUCUUCUUUUGGUGAAUCUUUAGCGGAGUUGAACAAAAGACCGAUGGACUUGUUUAAAAAAUGCCGUAUUUGGGCAAAUACAUGUUCCCAGUACACCUCCACUUGAUGAAGAAUCUCCUAAAUUAUCAUUUAUUGAUUUUUUUCUGGAAGAAUAAUGAUGUAGCCUAGCAAAU
Messenger RNA from Saccostrea echinata, 1925 nucleotides. RefSeq lists its product as uncharacterized. Lineage: Eukaryota; Metazoa; Mollusca; Bivalvia; Ostreida; Ostreidae. The transcript has a single exon. Bases 710 to 1858 code for a protein of 382 amino acids. The record is from RefSeq and is a predicted model, not a curated record.